Hibiscus syriacus is the source of this 2424-nucleotide messenger RNA. Its product is annotated as auxin efflux carrier component 3-like. The record is from RefSeq and is a predicted model, not a curated record. Gene Ontology annotation, biological process: auxin polar transport; auxin export across the plasma membrane. Lineage: Eukaryota; Viridiplantae; Streptophyta; Magnoliopsida; Malvales; Malvaceae. The transcript has 6 exons. Gene Ontology annotation, molecular function: auxin efflux transmembrane transporter activity. Gene Ontology annotation, cellular component: endoplasmic reticulum; plasma membrane. Bases 192 to 2084 code for a protein of 630 amino acids.
CAUUUUCUUCCUUCCCAAACAUCCCUAGUAUCUUAAAUAUUAUAUAUAAAAGAAAAUUUGCGGUGUAUGAAACAAGCUGUCAAAGAAACACAGAUUUUAUCAUCUUUGAGCAACGGCUUUUUGAUUAUCCCCAUUUUGCCCUUCCUUUGCACACCUAUCAUCUCUAACUUACACUAGAUCUUCUUCUAAAGAUGAUCAGCUGGGGCGAUCUUUACACCGUCUUAACGGCGGUGAUUCCGUUAUACGUGGCUAUGAUCUUAGCUUACGGCUCCGUUCGUUGGUGGAAGAUUUUCUCGCCGGACCAGUGCUCGGGAAUCAAUCGCUUCGUUGCUAUAUUCGCCGUUCCUCUCUUGUCUUUCCAUUUCAUUUCUACCAACGAUCCUUACGCCAUGAACUUCAAGUUCAUAGCAGCGGAUACUCUCCAGAAACUCAUCAUGCUGUUUGUGCUUGGGUUGUGGGCUAAUUUCACCAAAAAUGGAAGCCUCGAAUGGAUGAUUACUAUUUUCUCGCUAUCCACGCUUCCAAACACUCUCGUCAUGGGGAUUCCACUGUUGAUCGCCAUGUACGGGAAGUACUCGGGAAUGCUGAUGGUUCAAGUCGUUGUGCUUCAAUGUAUUAUCUGGUACACUCUGCUUCUUUUCCUCUUCGAGUAUCGUGGUGCCAAAAUACUCAUCAUGGAGCAGUUCCCUGAAACCGCGGCUUCCAUUGUUUCGUUCAAAGUUGAUUCCGAUGUGAUGUCUCUCGACGGCCGUGAUUUCCUCGAAACCGACGCUGAAAUCGGCGAUGAUGGGAAGCUGCAUGUCGUGGUGAGGAAAUCCAAUGCGUCGAGGAGGUCGUUGGGGCCUUGCUCGCUCCCGGCAUUGACGCCGAGGCCAUCGAAUCUCACCGGUGCCGAGAUUUACAGCCUGAGCUCGUCUCGGAAUCCUACUCCGAGAGGCUCAAAUUUUAACAACUCCGACUUUUAUUCCAUGAUGGGAUUUCCUGGAAGGCAAUCUAAUUUCGGUCCAGCUGAUUUGUACUCGGUUCAGUCAUCGAGAGGACCAACUCCAAGACCGUCAAACUUCGAAGAGAAUUGUACGGUCGUCUCUCCACGAUAUGGGUUUUACCCGGCACAGUCGGUUCCUUCAUCGUAUCCUGCUCCGAAUCCUGAGUUUUCAUCUCUCACGAAGAACACCAGUAAAAAUAGCCAGUCCCAGCAGCAACAACAUCAACGGCAGGAGAGUAAUAAAACGAAUCAUGAUGAAAAGGAGCUGCACAUGUUUGUGUGGAGUUCCAGUGCUUUGCCGGUACCGGGAGGCGAUGGAGUCCACGUAUUUGGUGGGACGGGAUCCGAGCAAUUUGGACGGUCUGAUCAAGGUGCUAAAGAGAUCAGGAUGUUGGUUGCUGAUCACCCUCAAAACGGGGAAAACAAAGCUAUGGCAGGCAGUGUUGACUUCAAUGGAGAAAACUUUAUCUUUGCUGGGGAAGAUGAGACGGAAAAAGAAGGGCACAGUGAACUCAAUAAGUUGAGGUCCAAUUCAACAGCGGAGCUCCACCCUAAGACCGCCGCUGGAGCACCUUCGGGUGUUGGGAAACAAAUGCCGCCUGCAAGUGUUAUGACCCGGUUGAUCUUGAUCAUGGUUUGGCGCAAGCUUAUCCGGAACCCCAACACAUAUUCCAGCAUCAUCGGACUGGUUUGGUCCCUAAUUGCAUUCAGGUGGCAUGUGAAUAUGCCGAAAAUAUUAGAGCAAUCUAUUUCUAUCUUGUCAGAUGCUGGACUAGGAAUGGCCAUGUUUAGCUUAGGUCUGUUUAUGGCUCUGCAACCCAAGUUGAUCGCUUGUGGCAACUCUGUAGCUACCUUUGCCAUGGCAGUUAGAUUCUUGACUGGUCCGGCCGUCAUGGCUGCCGCUUCGAUUGCCGUAGGGUUGCGUGGUACCCUCCUCCGCAUAGCCAUUGUUCAGGCUGCUCUGCCUCAAGGAAUAGUACCCUUUGUGUUCGCCAAGGAGUACAAUGUUCACCCUGCAAUUCUUAGCACUGCGGUCAUCUUUGGGAUGUUGAUAGCAUUACCAAUUACACUGGUGUACUACAUUCUUCUAGGAUUAUAGAGGUUUUUUGUGUGUGUGUUCUAUAUAGUAAGGGGUUGUUUUGGAAGCAAAGCAUUGACCAAAACCGGAUUAAUUACUUGAUGAAAACAUGAGGAUUUUCCGGGAAAAAAAAAGAAGAUUUUACUAUCUGCCGAAGGGCUCCAAUAUUUUUGGAGCUGAAUGUCGUCCCCUAAUAUAAGGAUCAAUGCCCCCCAUUAAAAGCCAAGUUUCCUAGAGAAGAAACCAAGGAGCAGAAGGGAUGCAUUGAAGAGGAAAACCAGGGUUUCGCUUAAUCUUUCUUGUGCUUUGUUGUAAAGUUUAAUUUCUGAAAUCGAAUGGAAGAAAAGGGUUUUCUUUCUCA